This is a messenger RNA of Megalopta genalis, 672 nucleotides long. Lineage: Eukaryota; Metazoa; Arthropoda; Insecta; Hymenoptera; Halictidae. The record is from RefSeq and is a predicted model, not a curated record.
UAGAGACAACCAACAUAUACAUGUAUGUUCAUAUGUACAUAGUUUUGUUUAGUAUUGUUCUGUGCCACACAUAAAGUGAAUUGUGUGAUCUAAAGUCAAAAGUUUAGAUUUUAUGACAUAAAACGUUUCAAGUGUGACACCAAAUUUAAAUUGUACUAAUUGAUAUUUUUCUCAUUUAAUCUACAUUUCAUAAAAAAACGGUACAAUGUCUUAUAUGUUAUCACACCUUCACAAUGGAUGGCAAGUAGAUCAAGCAAUACUUUCCGAGGAAGAUCGAGUAGUUGUUAUUAGAUUUGGUCAUGAUUGGGAUCCAAUGUGUAUGAAAAUGGACGAAGUUCUAUAUAACAUUGCAGAAAAGGUUAAAAACUUCGCUGUCAUUUAUUUAGUUGAUAUUACACAAGUACCUGACUUUAACAAAAUGUAUGAAUUGUACGACCCUUGUACAGUUAUGUUUUUCUUUAGAAACAAACAUAUAAUGAUUGAUUUGGGAACAGGAAAUAAUAAUAAAAUAAAUUGGACACUGGAAGAUAAACAAGAAAUGAUUGAUAUUAUUGAAACAGUUUAUAGGGGUGCCAGGAAAGGUAGAGGUUUAGUUGUUUCACCCAAAGAUUAUUCAACAAAAUAUCGUUACUAAUGUAUUGAAGUAACAGAGUUUGAUAGAGAUAUUAAUUU